Messenger RNA from Penicillium paradoxum, 1806 nucleotides. RefSeq lists its product as uncharacterized. Lineage: Eukaryota; Fungi; Ascomycota; Eurotiomycetes; Eurotiales; Aspergillaceae. The record is from RefSeq and is a predicted model, not a curated record. Bases 1 to 1806 code for a protein of 601 amino acids. The transcript is spliced from 2 exons.
AUGGCGUCAAGAAAGAAACAACCUUCCAAGAAGAAGGACGGCAUCCACUUCGUCAAUGCGAGACCGGCGUCCGAGACCGAGAAAUUGAAAGCCCAGCGUUUAGUGCGCGCGCAUGUUGGUCGCUGGAUUUCUGAUCAAACGAAGGAGCGAUCCGCAGGCGAAUCCUCCAAUUCGCGACCCCACCCUCCCCGCGACUACCUCCACCCCCUACCCGUCCUCGAUCGCGCGGGCCCCGGUCCCGCUUUCGCCCUCGCCUCGCGCCCUUCAAGCUCCCAUCUCGCCAGUAUCCCCGCUUCCAGCCUCGCCUUUGUGCACGAAUCUCCCUCCCGCCAGCUCGCAUACCGAGACUCCCCGUUUCCGCAGUCACAAGCUAGCGAGAGCAGUGAGAGCAGUGGCAGCGAUGAUGCGAGCACCGUGGCAGGGGCAUCCUCGGCGCAGCGCGCGAUCGUCCAAUUCAAUGAUCGUCCGGUUGAGCGAUUGGAGCGGAAUUUCGUGGGCGCCUUCGAUCCUUUCGUCACAUACCCCACACCCAUGAACUUCGAGCCCACGCUCAUUCAUCUAUCUGAGCACUAUCUAAGAAAUACUGUGUGGCCGGGACUUGCGCCCCGGCCAAAUAGUGCCUCAACCGCAGCUGAUAAGUGGUUGCACCUCUCCAUGGAUGACUCGGCUUUGUUUACUGCAUUCAUGUUUGGCUCAUUGUGUCAUCUCCGAGUACAAUGUCAGAAUGACUGGAUACCACGCACAAGUUUUGGUCGAAGGGAACAGCAUGCACUACAGCUGUGUGAAAUGGAAUCAAUUAAAUUGAUCAAUCAAGCCAUCCGUGACCCAAAACGUGUAGUUGAGGAUGGUGUCCUUCUCAGUGUCAUUUGCAUGGCUCAUCACCAGGCAGAGGAAAAUUCGGCACAGCACCACGAAAAAACACCAUUCAACCCACCUUUCCCGCGGCUACAGUGGAUCAAUGUCUACGGCUGUCUACCACCGAAUAUGAUACAUAUCAAAGGGUUGUUGCAAUUGGUCAAAUUAAGAGGUGGCUUGACAACUAUCUCCACAGAGGGUCUGGCCGCGACCAUCUCUUUCUCGGAUAUCCUCACUUGCAGUGUUCUCAGCGUUCGCCCAUGUUUCGACUUUUGGCCACUAGCCGAUGAGCGAAGAGGCAUGUCAAUCCAAGAAUUGCUUGGUUUCAGUUCGUUGGCCUUCGACGAAAGGUUCGGCCGCUUGCAGGGAGUUGGCGCUACUCGCCAAAUGAUUGAAGCUUUCCAAGCCGUCCACGCUUAUAUCGGGAUCACGAAAUCCCCAAACCCCACACGCGAUAUAUCCCUUCUCGCUGAUCAGCGCAACUUAACACAACACACCCUCCUCUCUCUCCCUCCAGCUUCCAGACUCGAUAUAUAUGUCUCCCAGUCUACACAGGCUACCACCUAUGAAGCCCUCCGUCUUGCCGCACUAGUAUUCGGCGUCGGCGUUAUUUUCCCCAUCCCCGCGCAGAACACACCACUCAGCACUCUAGCGCGAGAGAUCCGAUUAGUCCUUCUCCAGUCCUCCUCCUCGGUGUUAUGGUCUUCACCAUCUACUCGUUUUGCGCUGCUAUGGAUUUUGACUCUCGGUGGUAUUGCCGCGCACGAUACACCCGAGCGCACCUGGUUCGUUUCUGUUCUGGGAGACAUAUCCCGUAGAACCAAGUUGAGCUCAUGGGCAAGCGUCAAGCCCAUUGUCACAUCCAUGCUGUGGUUGGAUACUGCCUGUGAUCGCGCGGCAGAGGCACUAUGGCUGGAGAGUACCAGCAAGUAUAGCUUUGUCAUCGGGUGA